Molecule: messenger RNA, 924 nt
Organism: Solanum tuberosum (potato)
Lineage: Eukaryota; Viridiplantae; Streptophyta; Magnoliopsida; Solanales; Solanaceae
Product: FACT complex subunit SSRP1-like
Exons: 3
Coding region: 1-924 (307 amino acids)
Molecular function (GO): DNA binding
Source: RefSeq, a predicted model, not a curated record
AUGCCGGCUGCUUUCGUCAAAGAACACAAGAAGAUGUUGGCUAAGACGGCCUUACUGAAAACAGAUGAAGGGAUGAUUUGUAAAGCUAAGAUGGUGAGGAAUGCAUCUGAUUAUUUAAUAGGUGAAGGAGACUGGCCACUGUUUGUGUUACAUCACAAGUUGGAGGUAGGAAACAUGUUGAUCUUCUUUCUCAUCAACAAGUCCACCUUCCAAGUCCUGCUAUACUCAAAGAAAUGUCUUACCAACAUUAGACAUUUUGAGGAAUUUAGCAGUUCGGAAGAUGAGGUAGAAAACAUUAAUGAAGCAUCAACAAGAUCAAAGAAAGUAAAAAUGGAGGCAGUGCAAUUAUCAGAAAAAAGGGUUGAUCCAUCAGGUGGCUCCAAAGAUGGGGGAAAUCCAUGCUAUUCACAUUUAGGUAAAUCUGAUGCCAAAUCUUCUGAGACUAACAAAGCGAAUGGAGUAAACAUGGAGACAGUAAUUCUUUCAGAUUUUGAAGAAGAGAGGGUUGAUCCAUCCAGUGGCUCUGAAGAUGGGGGAAAUCCAGGAGGUCAAUCUGAUGCCAAAGCUAAUAACAUGCUCGGCCUGAAGAAGAAAGCUCUCGAGACUAAUGAAGCGAAAGAGGCUGCCAAGGAUCCUGACAAACCUAAGAGCCCUGCAAGAGCUUUCCAUGUUAAGCGAGGAUGGAGGUCUGACAAGAAUCCAAACAAACCCAAGAGGCCUGCAGGUGCUUUCUUCAUUUUCUUGAAUGACUUUAGGAAGCAGUUCAAGGAGGAGAAUCCAAAUAAUAAAUCUAAGGUCCCUAUCCAUAUAGCUGGUGGAGAGAAGUGGAAACAGUUGUCAGAUGCUGAAAAAGCUCCUUACAUAGCAGAGACAAGGAAAUGCCUGGAUGAUUACCUUAAGAAGAAGGAUGCUUAUAAGAAGUGA